AUGCCAAAGAGAAGAAAUCUUUCUAUUGAAGAACGAGCUGCAGUAGUGACUUUAAGUGAAGAGGGAUACAGCUGUCGCAGUAUUGCAAGAAGGCAGAAAAUCAGUCUUUGUGCAGUCCAGGGGAUAUUGCGGAAGAAGUCUGAAACAGGCACGGUUAAAGACAAGUCAAGAUCUGGACGUCCUCGAGCAACUACCGCUCGCGAAGAUCGUCUUCUUUAUCGCACGUCUCUAUCGAAUCGGAGGGCAACAUCGAGAUUGUUGAAGAGAGCGCUCCAGGACUCUACUGGCUGUCACGUUUCGUCUAGUACGGUUAGAAGAAGGUUGAAUUCGUUUGGAUUGAAGGGUUGUGUGGCAGCAAAGAAACCACUUCUAACCGAAAAACACAAAAAGAAGAGACUAGAGUGGUGCAAGGAGCGACAAGAUUGGACACAAGAAGAGAGUGGAUACGAAGGAGAAGCAACGAAAGAUACCAUCCUCAUUGUGUUACUUCAACGGUGA
This is a messenger RNA of Corticium candelabrum, 498 nucleotides long. RefSeq lists its product as uncharacterized. Gene Ontology annotation, molecular function: DNA binding. Gene Ontology annotation, biological process: DNA transposition; DNA integration. The record is from RefSeq and is a predicted model, not a curated record. The transcript has 2 exons. The coding region runs from base 1 to 498 and encodes 165 amino acids. NCBI's taxonomy places the organism in Eukaryota, Metazoa, Porifera, Homoscleromorpha, Homosclerophorida, Plakinidae.